AUGGAGGACUCUCAGCACCCACGACGUCGAAAUCGUUCCUCAACUGUCUCCCAGGGGCAGGUCACGAGCUCAAGUGCCGUGACGACGACAGCAGCAGAAAGUCCAUCGGAGAAGCCGAAGGAUGUUGCAACCGGGUUCACGGAGAUCUUUGGAGCGGUGACACCGCGACAAGCAGGGCUCAUCAGCAUCGGGUCCGCUAUUGGCACAGGAUUGAUGGUCGGCAGUGGAAGAACGUUGGCCAUGAGCGGCCCAGCGGCCAUGAUGAUAUCGUAUACGCUCGUCGGAUUCGCAGUCUUCCUUGUUCUGUCUGCGUUGGGAGAAGUUGCUGCAUGGCUGCCGAAACCAUCCACCGUGGCGGAUCAGGCGUUUCGCUUUUGUGAUCCAGCGCUGGGGUUUACACUGGGUUGGAUAUACUGGCUCAAGUACGCUAUGAUCACCCCGAAUCAGUUGACAGCCGCCGCCCUUGUGAUGAAGUUAUGGCUGCCCCCUGGUCAAGUCAAUGCUGGGGUGUGGAUCACUAUCUUUCUUUUGAUCAUUAUAACUCUCAACUAUCUCCGCCAUGGCCUGCCAAGUCAGAUUGAAUUCUACGUUUCGGGAUUCAAACUUGUCGUCAUGGGCGGCCUCAUGAUCCUGUCCCUUGUGCUCGUGUUUGGAGGCGUAUCAGGUCACCGUCCAGAGCGGUUUCGAAACUGGCUACUCCCAGUUCCCUUUGAUCAUUCCGACACCAACAUGUUAGAGAUUUUCUUCACUACCUGUGGGGCCAUGUCCUCUGCUACGUUUGCGUAUAUUGGCAGCGAGAGAUCUGGUAUCCUUGCUCGGUCGCCGAACGUACCCCCCGUCAUGAAUCGUGCCAUCAAGCAUACCUUUUAUCGGAUUCUGGUCUUUCACCUUCUCGGUAUAACUCUCCUCGGCAUGGUCCUUCCAGAUAAUAGGGCCGAGUUGCCUUCCUAUAACAGCCCCGAGGGAAAGGUAGCCGCCUCUCCAUUCGUGGCCGCACUGAUCCAGGUCGAGAUCGCCGUUCUACCUCACAUGUUGAAUGCAUGUAUAUUGUUAUUCAUUCUCUCUAUCGCAACCUACGAUUUGUAUCUGGCUACGAAAGCACUCUCCGAUUUGGCCCUCCGACAUCGCGCGCCCAAGUUCCUAUCCCGUGUGAAUAAAAACGAAGUCCCCGUCUACGCACUGGCCGUAUCCGCAUCCGUGUCCACCUUGGCCUACCUGAAUGUCUCCAAAGACUCCUGCAUGGUCUUUGCAUACUUCUUGGAUCUGGUCACGAUGCUAGGUCUCUUGACAUGGAUGUCCAUUCUUAUCACCCACAUCUGCUUUGUGCGGGCACGCAAGGCACAAGGGAUCUCUGACGAUAUGCUGGUAUUCAAAGCGCGCUUUGGCCUUGCGGGGACUUGGCUUGCUCUGGCACUUUGCGUGUUCAUUUCUUCGACUAUGAUUUUCAAUUCACUUCAUAUUCGGAAUUCGAAGACUAAGUUCGAUGCGCCCAAAUUCCUGGCUGCGUAUGCUGGGGUUCCGCUCUACUUUGCUUUGUAUGUUGGGCACAAGGUUAUCUUGAAGAGCAAGCAUAUCGAUCCAAAGAAUGCUGAUUUCUGGUCCGAUAAACAAGCUGAUAGUGGACGAGGGAUUGAAUCAUGA
This is a messenger RNA of Penicillium cataractarum, 1641 nucleotides long. RefSeq names its product Amino acid/polyamine transporter I. Gene Ontology annotation, biological process: amino acid transmembrane transport. The coding region runs from base 1 to 1641 and encodes 546 amino acids. Gene Ontology annotation, cellular component: membrane. The record is from RefSeq and is a predicted model, not a curated record. The transcript is spliced from 5 exons. Gene Ontology annotation, molecular function: amino acid transmembrane transporter activity. Lineage: Eukaryota; Fungi; Ascomycota; Eurotiomycetes; Eurotiales; Aspergillaceae.